AUGCCCGUGCAGUCGAAAGAGGACCCUUUAAUGGUCCUCUACAACCAUUACCUCAACCUCUUUCGCUCCCAUGUCCGGCGCACACCUCGAUCUGUCAAACUUGCCGCUACCGCCGCUCUCGUCCUGUCCAUCCUCUCCUCUAGCUAUGGCGGUUUCAAGUGGUGGCAGGCUCGUUCGAAAGAGAAGGCCCAGGGACGGACUCUGGUCCGCAAGAACAGUGGUUUAAGAGGGAAAGGAGGAGAACGCAUCAUCUACGUCCCCAAGGGCGAUACUACCUCCAAAGUCAUCAUCCAUCCUAUACGCUCCACCACGUUUGAUGCUCAUCGCAGAUUGUUUCUGACGCCUCCACGAGUCACUCGUCUGACCAGUGGUACCUCGACUCCGGCAUAUGGCCCUCCUCCAGCGCAGACAAAGCCCGGCCUCAACCUGGCUUUCCUCCAUCAAUUCCUCAGUCUCGCGAACAUCAUGAUUCCAAGAUUCCGGAGCAAGGAGACGGCGUUACUGCUGAGCCACGCUGUCUUCUUGAUCUUGAGAACAUACUUGUCUCUUCUGGUUGCGAGGCUCGACGGCGCAAUCGUCCGGGACUUGGUCGGCGGUCACGGAAAGCAAUUUCUGCUGGGGCUUGUGAGAUGGCUUUCCAUAGGCACACUGGCCUCGUACACCAACGCAAUGAUCAAGUUCCUCCAGUCCAAGAUAUCGAUCGCCUUCCGCACCCGGCUGACGAGAUACAUCCACGACCUGUACCUGAACUCCAACCUUACGUACUACAAACUCACGAAUCUAGAUGGCGGAGUCGAAGGCGCAGACCAAUUCAUCACACAAGAUCUUACACUAUUCUGCACGGCAGCCGCAUCAUUGUAUUCUUCUCUCGGAAAACCCCUGGUGGAUAUAUUUGUCUUUAACUACCAACUCUACCGCUCCCUUGGACCCUUGGCCCUGACCGGGCUUCUGGUCAAUUAUUUCGGCACCGCCACCAUGCUUCGGAGGCUCUCUCCACCAUUCGGGAAACUAAAGGCCGUUGAGGGUAAGAAAGAGGGAGAUUUCCGUGGGCUCCAUGCCAGAUUGAUUGCCAAUGCAGAAGAAGUGGCGUUCUACGGUGGUGCUGACGUCGAGAAGGUCUAUCUGGAUAGAUCAUUCAAAGAACUCCGCAGUUGGAUGGAGGGUAUUUACAACGUCAAAGUCCGGUAUAAUAUGCUGGAAGACUUUAUUCUGAAGUACUCGUGGUCGGCGUUUGGCUAUAUCAUUACUUCCAUUCCGGUUUACCUUCCUGCAUGGGCUGGAUUGAACGCGAUCCUCGAAGCCACUUCGAGUUCUGGUAGAGAGGUCACGGAUUCCUCUCGAUCGGGAUCCCACAUGAAAGAAUUCACUACCAACAAGAGACUCAUGCUCUCACUCGCCGAUGCCGGCGGUCGAAUGAUGUACAGCAUCAAAGACCUCUCUGAACUGGCUGGUUACACCUCGCGAGUGUACCAACUCAUCUCAACACUCCACCGCGUGCACGCCAACGCCUAUGCGCCCGUCAACCGCCGAGCCUCGCAAAGAAUUGAGCUCUACUCCCUUGCGGACGUGCAAGGCACGAUCCAACACGGCUUCGAUGGCGUGCGCCUUGAGGACGUCCCUGUCGUGGCACCAGGCCUGUGGCCUUAUGGUGGCGACGAGCUGAUCGAGUCUCUCUCCUUUAUCGUUCACAGUGGCGAACAUCUACUGAUAUCAGGGUCGAAUGGCGUCGGCAAAUCCGCCAUCUCGCGCAUUGUUGGUGGGCUUUGGCCCGUGUACCGCGGUUUGGUCUCGAGGCCCAGAAACAACGGCAUGGACGGAAUCAUGUUUCUGCCUCAACGACCGUACCUCAGCAUUGGCACGCUCAGAGAUCAAGUCAUCUACCCGCACACGGAGAUGGAUAUGCGGGAGAACGAUCGACGGGACAGCGAACUCGAACGGAUUCUAGAGGACGCCAAACUUGGUCACUUGCUGUCGCGAGAAGGAGGUUGGGAUACACGCAAGGAGUGGAAAGACGUGCUCUCGGGGGGCGAGAAACAGCGCAUGGCGAUUGCUCGCUUGUUCUACCAUGAACCCAGAUACGCGUUCCUCGACGAGGGAACCUCUGCAGUAUCCUCGGAUGUUGAGGGCUUGCUGUAUGAGCGGUGUAAAGAGAAGGGAAUCACGGUGAUAACCCUGUCGACGCGCGCCAGUCUUCGCAGGUACCACACAUUCAACCUGCUCCUAGGCCUUGGUGAGGAAGGUUUUGAUUGGGAGCUGGUGAGAAUAGGCACUGAGGAGGAGAAGUUGGGCCUGGAAAAAGAGAUCGCCGAGUUGAAGGAGAAGCUGGCUAUGGUGGAUACAUGGGAGAGGAGGAGAAAGGAGAUUCAGGACGAGUUAAAUCAAGUCUUUGUCGUUGGGGAUGGAAAAGACACCCAGCAAAAGGGAGAGUUGGAACGUCCAGGGUAUAUUACAGAGGAUGCUGAAUCGCACCAGGAAACUCCAUGA
Messenger RNA from Fonsecaea multimorphosa CBS 102226, 2484 nucleotides. RefSeq lists its product as uncharacterized. The coding region runs from base 1 to 2484 and encodes 827 amino acids. Lineage: Eukaryota; Fungi; Ascomycota; Eurotiomycetes; Chaetothyriales; Herpotrichiellaceae. Gene Ontology annotation, molecular function: long-chain fatty acid transmembrane transporter activity; ATP binding; ABC-type transporter activity. Gene Ontology annotation, biological process: long-chain fatty acid import into peroxisome; peroxisome organization; fatty acid beta-oxidation. The record is from RefSeq and is a predicted model, not a curated record. The transcript has a single exon. Gene Ontology annotation, cellular component: peroxisomal membrane.